AUGUCUGACAGUCAGCGUAUUCAUUUCGUGCCCGCUAAGCGCCAGACCCAGAUACUAGAGAUGGAAGUGAAACAUAUCAUCGCAGUCCCGCAUCAACAAGAAGCAGGCACAAAUCACUGGUGUCUCUAUUUUUCGACCUCGCCAACAACCUCAAUCCGCUUGGAUUGCCAACCAAGCUACAGCGUCCCUAGUUCCAUACUCCAGGGAGGCUCCAAAGCCGACUUAAUCAUCUCGGAACUGCCCUACGAGGCCGAAAGUGACGCUCAAGCUAAACUUAUUCUUAACACUGCGUUUGGGCUAUCAUUUGGGCGGAUCUGGGACCAAAUCACUCGACAUGGUCGUCAUAAAUAUGAAUUCGAUGAGAAUGGAGUCGGCUGCAGAUGCUGGAUCACUGAUCAGAUUGAUCUUUUAUAUGAACUUCAAAUCAUUAUCGACGAAAAUCAAGUCAGGGAUGCAAUAGCUGCCAUCCUUAAAUUGUGGCCUGAGAAAACACCGCUUGCCCUUGAUCAAGGGGCUUACUAUGAGUGA
Molecule: messenger RNA, 528 nt
Organism: Penicillium soppii
Lineage: Eukaryota; Fungi; Ascomycota; Eurotiomycetes; Eurotiales; Aspergillaceae
Exons: 1
Coding region: 1-528 (175 amino acids)
Source: RefSeq, a predicted model, not a curated record